AUGGAUCCUAACAAACCAGAUUUUUCUAAUUAUUUUUCUGAUUUGGGUGAUGAUUUUGUCACUAACCCUCGAUUUCAAACCUUCCUUCAACGAAUAGCUACUCAAUAUCCACCGCAACAAACACCUCCUCAAUUUCCACCACAACAAACACCUCCUCAAUUUCCACCACCACAUUCACCUCCUGUUUAUCAAGGGAGCAAUUCUCAAUAUGAAGAUGAAAUGGAAGAAAGUGUUCCAGAUACUCCACAAUACCCUCCACCUCCUCCAAGAGUGUCUGUCAAUCAAAACCAACCACUUACAAAAGGGAGUCGAAUGUGGUCUGUUGCGGAGGAUGAAACUCUUAUUGGUUUGUAUCUGCAAUUCAGUGAAGAUGCAAUUGUUGGUACAAACCAAAAAGCAUCUGUGCUUUGGAGAAAAAUUUCAGCGGCAUAUGAUGAAGCGCAGGCUGAGAAACCUCACAUUCUACCACCAAGACCUUUGAGGAGUUUGGAAAGUCGUUGGAGAAGGAUGGCAGCUGAUUUAAUACAAUGGAGUAGCUGCUAUGACGAAGCAGGAAGGGUUACAGGAAGUGGCUACAACGAAGCAGAUCGAAUUAAUAACGCCAGUAAGUUAUUCUAUGCUUCCUCCAAGCCUACUCAACAUAAUUUUAAUUGUCACCAUGGUUGGGAAAUGGUUAAAAAUGACCCAAAGUGGAGGACAAAACUUAGGUGGGCGUUGUCAAGAGAGGAAAGAUUAGCUGUAGGUGAUGCCGUCGAAGAUGAUAGUAGUGGCAGUGAUAAGCGAUGUAGAACCGUAGAGGAAGGUGAUACACCAUCCACGGGUUUCUGCUCUGGAGGUCUUCCUCGACCCGAUGGUGUUAAAAAGGCAAAGGCCAAGCGUAAUAAGGGAAAAAAGUGGCUUCUGAUUCUUCAACCAUUGGUGAGCAAAUGA
This is a messenger RNA of Chenopodium quinoa (quinoa), 930 nucleotides long. RefSeq names its product glutathione S-transferase T3-like. The coding region runs from base 1 to 930 and encodes 309 amino acids. NCBI's taxonomy places the organism in Eukaryota, Viridiplantae, Streptophyta, Magnoliopsida, Caryophyllales, Amaranthaceae. The record is from RefSeq and is a predicted model, not a curated record. The transcript has a single exon.